Messenger RNA from Symsagittifera roscoffensis, 1208 nucleotides. RefSeq names its product inhibitor of growth protein 4-like. The transcript has 6 exons. Gene Ontology annotation, cellular component: nucleus. Gene Ontology annotation, biological process: regulation of DNA-templated transcription. The record is from RefSeq and is a predicted model, not a curated record. Lineage: Eukaryota; Metazoa; Xenacoelomorpha; Acoela; Convolutidae. Bases 131 to 1015 code for a protein of 294 amino acids.
GUCGAUGGAAAGAGCAUUAUAGAACCUAAAUAAAACUUUCAUUAGUGCCGAGCCGUUGUCAAAAUUCUAAAUAUAGAUAUAGUUCUGAAUCAAGUAUAGGCACAGAUUUAGAGCACUGAGCUAGAUAGUGAUGGCGACUGCGGCCGUGUACCUGGAACAGUACCUGGACAGUCUGGACUCGCUUCCUGAGGAGAUGCGGGAAAAAUUUGACAGGAUCCGGCAACUAGACCAUAAGGUCAUGGAUGAGCACAAGCGUGCAGAGAGUAAGAAGCUGGCCCUGUUCAAGGACCUGAAGAGUGGGCGAAAGAUGGAGGACAAGGAGAAGAAGAGACGCAUCACAGAGAUCCAGGCACUCUACAGAGAGUGCAAUUCCAUCAGCGACCAGAAGUGCCAACUAGCCAGUCAGGCCUACGAAAUGAUCGAUAAGCACAUCCGAAAACUAGAUACUGAACUAGCCCGAUUUGAGACAGAAUUGAAACAGCAGCAAAUGGAACAACUCAAUCCAUCCAGUACCGCAGUUACGCAUACACGUGGUGACGCACACGGAAGCCGAGCAAAUAAAAACUCGGGUCACAACUCAGCCAAUAAGACUUCAACAUCGGGUGGACAAUCGGCGGAUACUGGAAAGAGAAAGCGAAAGAACGAAUCUAGUAGCGCUGAGUCGUCUGCGAAUAAAAAUUCGAAUAUAAAAAGUUCCGGUUCUGGCCUUGAAAUCUUGUCGGCCGCUGGUGGGGCUGGGGGAGGGGCCAAUAGUGGGGCUGCUAUCUUGGGUCUUCCUGAUCUGAUUGGGGGCACAGUUGAUGUGUUGGACAUGCCUGUUGACCCGAAUGAGCCCACAUAUUGUCUCUGUCAACAGGUGUCCUACGGGGAAAUGAUCGGAUGCGACAAUCCUGAUUGUCCAAUUGAAUGGUUUCACUUCAAUUGUGUCGGACUGUCUGCCAAACCUAAAGGAAAAUGGUUUUGCUCACGAUGCAGCGCAGAAAGGAAAAAGAAGCUGACUGCAGUUGUCCAAUGAACGAGGUAGAGCUAAAAAGAGAAAGAAAUCAAAACUAUUUUGGCGAAACUGAAAUUCUGUGCAAUUAAAAUAUUUUAGUAAACUUUUCUUCUUUGAUUUAAUUUUUUUUAUUAAUGUCAUUAUGUUUCUGACAAUGUUCUUUUCUCAGAAUAAUAUAUUACUCUGAAAUAGUUAAUUUAAACCGUCUCGAUGU